AUGCCUUGUUCGACUGUGUCUCGGCUGCUUCUCAAGGGACUCGAGAGACUUUCUCUGAGACCCAAAAGGAGCUUCUCAUCAUCUUCCGCAACCACUCCGUAUUUGACGCUGGGGACUAAACUUAAGCAAGAUUUGCCUGACGGUAGCGAAAUCAGAGAUGUCCUCUACUUCGAUCCGAGCAACGAAGAUGAGAUGGUUACAGUUGCAGACAAAACAUUCCCCAAAGAGCUCGUUACCUCGAGACAGAUUGGGAGUUGUCUUGGGUGGGGAGUGUUCUAUAACGAAGGCUGUUUACAUCUGAGCGAAAGUGCUUUUAUAUGA
Microthlaspi erraticum is the source of this 321-nucleotide messenger RNA. Lineage: Eukaryota; Viridiplantae; Streptophyta; Magnoliopsida; Brassicales; Brassicaceae. The record is from the annotation of a GenBank genome assembly.